GUCCCGCAGUUUGAAAAAGAGAGAAAGGAAUUAGGGAAGGGAGAAGAGAAUAGUACAAGAGAAACCGGACAAUUUAGUGGACUGACGACGACGUAGCGAGCGGCUUGGGUUGUGUGAUUCGGACGGCAAUUCGUCUCCCCGGUAUAGCAGCGUUUACAGGACAAGGAGAGCAAGUAGCAUUGUGAGGAAGAGGAGGGCGAUCGCACGCGCGACUCGCGAGUGUGGCGGCCGGCUGGCUGGCACGUUCUCGUCGUCGUCGUCGUCGUCGUCGUCGUCAUAAUCGCACAGUCCGUUGUCUUCACUCGUUACGCGUCUAGUUGAGCAAGGAGCGCACACAGCGGACCUGAGCAGACCACGCGACCGAGCGGAACGGGCGAGAGCGGACCCAACAAGCGGAGCAACUCAGCCACAGCUACGACGAGCCCGUCACGAUGAGUUUUCUAUUUGGGAGUAGGUCUUCCAAGACUUUUAAACCAAAGAAGAACAUCCCAGAGGGUACUCAUCAAUAUGACCUGAUGAAGCAUGCCGCUGCUACAUUAGGCUCCGGUAAUCUGCGAUUGGCCGUAAUGCUUCCUGAAGGAGAGGAUUUGAACGAAUGGGUCGCUGUUAAUACUGUUGAUUUUUUCAAUCAAAUCAACAUGUUAUACGGUACCAUCACAGAAUUCUGUACAGAGGAAAGUUGUCCCAUCAUGUCAGCCGGACCGAAAUACGAAUACCACUGGGCCGAUGGUCACACGGUGAAAAAGCCUAUCAAAUGCUCAGCACCCAAAUACAUAGACUACUUAAUGACCUGGGUGCAGGAUCAAUUGGACGACGAGACUCUAUUUCCAUCCAAAAUCGGAGUUCCUUUCCCCAAGAAUUUCUUAUCUAUUGCAAAAACUAUUCUGAAGCGGUUAUUCAGAGUAUAUGCUCACAUCUAUCAUCAACAUUUUAGUGAAGUCGUGCAGCUCGGUGAAGAGGCGCAUUUAAAUACGUCGUUCAAGCAUUUCAUAUUUUUCGUUCAGGAAUUUAAUUUGAUCGAGAGAAGAGAAUUGGCACCUUUGCAGGAGUUAAUAGAGAAACUGACGGCGAAAGACGCACGAUGAGUCCGUCUACCGUCUACGAGCCACUCGUCCUCUCGAAACUUUUCCAAAGAAUCUCUCAACCAUGCUAUCUUCGCUAACCCGCACAUAUAAUUACAUUAUUUAAACUGAUCUAUUAAUCGCUAACUCCACGAUCUGCCUCUGUUUGGAAAAACUAGCGGCAAAAACGUGUCACCGUUUCGGAAACAAGCGACUGAUAACGCGAGAAAAUGCCUACAGUGUUCGCUCUGAAACCUCAUUCUUCUCUGACGGCGCAUAGAUAUAUUCUGUAUAUUCACUACGUGCAUACACACAUACAAAAAGAGAGAGAAAAAACUUAGCGAGUGGAUAAGGACAACGAGACGGAAGUUAUGAGACGGCGCGUUCGACUUUGUGACUCGGUUUUCUCCAAACGUUCUCUAAGCACGUUUCAAUCGUAAUUUAUCAAUUGCACUGCUGAUACAGAAAGGAGAGAUGAUUCAUGUUUAAGUACAAAGUGCACAUUUCGAGGAAAAGAAUUCGAAAAUGCUAGAUACACGCGUCUCUUCGCAAGCGAACAAGAUUAAUCGUAAUGCUCGUGGAUAUUUUGCAAUUUUGUUAUUAUCUGCUGCUCUACUAUCGGAUGUAAAAAUACUGUCGCUAUUAUAUCUGUAGAAAUUACCGAUGCUUCGUACGGCUAUGUACGAAUGCGACGGCAUAUCGUGAAUUUCGUAUGGUUACUUUUACGUUUAGGAAUAGUUUUGUAGACAAUUAUUUCCUAUCAUUUCUCGGAUUAGCAUCCCGUAUUUCUUAUCGAGAAACUGCACAUUGUUGAUAUAAUAACAUAUUAUAUAUAUAGUGCCGUUAAAAAGGAAAGAAGAGUUAACGCGCAAUGCUAUCGCAUCAUUAUGUAACGACUACUUUAAGAUAUCGUCCUGUUAAGCGCUUAUAGACUUAUUUAUACGACUAGGGUUUUUGUAUGCGUUUUAUCUCCGUAGAAAGUGAUAUUUCCUGCUUCAGACGCUUUUCAGAUACCGGUAGUUAGACCGUUUAUAUCGUCUUACUGCAAUUUCUCGUGUAAUUCUCGUCAAUUUUUAAUUUCCGUUUUCUAGGAAUUAAUGUUAUGAACGUCAUCGAUAAAAAAACUAUCACAUGUCUUUGUUCCGUGAAUGUCGUGAAUGAUGUAACGUAAUAUUUCACUGACUCAUGUUUAUCUUCGUCUGUCUCCGCCUAAUUGAAUUUAUGCUGCAUUAAUGAAUGAUAGAUUUCUAGCAGCACUUUAAUCGUCCACAAAGUUCGAAUCCGCAACGUUCGACUUCGAAUACUUUUUUUUUAGUCGGUACUUAAUAGCGAUUUUAUAUCUCGGGUUAAAAGUGCGUUGCGAGUUGCAAGUGUCGAGUUAUCUUCAAUAAUUGAUCAACAUCGCCGACAGUUAUCGCCACUUAUAUAUGGCCCGAUUCGUUAUGAACGUAUUAAGUAAUUCGUCGUUUUUUUCGACAUGUUACGCGUGCGAUAAUAAAUGAAAUCUUUAGGAAAUUCCAAAGUGCUGAGAAAAAAGUUUUAAAAAGGAAAACAUAUUUUUUUCAUUGCAGUAGACGUUAAGAGUUCGAUCGCGUGAACCUCGUAUAUAUGUAUACGUAUACACAAAUCGCAUAUACAUAUAUUGAUGUAUUUUAUUAUAACGACACAAGAUAGUGAUUAACGGCAGCGAAAUAAGGUGAUAACGCCGUGAAACGAAGACGGUGCGUAUAUACGAUGAAUGUAGACAUAAAUGAUAAUGAUAGUAACAGUAAUAUUGUAUUCGGUACUUAAGGAAAGAUAGUAAAACGUAGUGAGAGCGAGAGUAAAAAAAAACCAGCUCGCAUUUGCCUGCGUUCUUCAGAGAUCGUUAGAAAUAGCGUCCGUUUGUGAUUGCGAUGGACGAUAGUCUUCUACUAGAGAACUACGUUCUCGACGAUCCAACCGACUACAGAUGGCUAUUUUUUAUCUUAUACGCGUUUAUACGAGUAUUAGUGAUUCUCUCGACGCCAACCCGCAACUGCUAUCCAUUCGUGAUGUUUAGACGCUUACCUUAGCAACGUUCCCGAUCGGAGAACACUCUCUCCCUUUCCUCUUGAGCAACUUUCCGCGGCGCGAGUGCCUCAAACGCGACACUGUCCGACACGGUCGUGCAAAAAAAAAACCUGAUAUUCUGCAAAUAUGUUAGAAGUUAUUUUAAAACGUUACGCACGAAAAAUUAGCAAAAGAUUAAAACUGCGCCGAAAGAACUGAACUGACGAGGAUAAGUUCUCGAGUAUUCGCGCAAGUUCUUUUAUAGAUCUCUAUUAGAUAUAAAGAAAGUAAGUUUUCGAGGAAAUUUUCAAAUUCUUAACUGAACAUCUCGAGGGAGAAAGAUGUUUGUCUUUCAAGAUUGUUCCUCAUUUUCGGCUCUUUUAGCGUUAAAAUUAUGUAUUAAAAUUAUGCUAAGUAAUUUGUUGAGGGUGAACGUACGCAAGGUGAAAAUUUAACACGAGAUUUGUAGAGGCCGAUUCGGUGGUUCUGAUAAUCUGAUCGGUCGAGUUGCGAAUACGAAUGAUAACUCGAUCGCAUCGGGUGGAAGGACCAUAUUUAUGCUAGAAAUCCUCUCGAGAGCAUUUCUUUAUAGAGAAGACGAUCGUGUUGAGAUGAGGUUGUAUUCUCUUCGUUCGGAACGGCCUUUUCGCGGAGAGUUCUCAGCGACCAACUUUCCGCUCGUUUGAUAGUAACGCUAGUGAUAUAUGUGCAAUGUAAAUAAUAUUUUUCACAUUAAACAGGAAAACCCCGGCGUCCUAAUCAUGGCGCAUGGACCGCGUCUAAAAUGUUUAUAGUCCUGAAUAUAAUCUUGUAAUCUUUCUGUAAUAAAUAUCGUUCCGAUUGUA
This is a messenger RNA of Mycetomoellerius zeteki, 3937 nucleotides long. It is a transcript of the gene mats, whose product is annotated as MOB kinase activator-like 1. Bases 432 to 1085 code for a protein of 217 amino acids. NCBI's taxonomy places the organism in Eukaryota, Metazoa, Arthropoda, Insecta, Hymenoptera, Formicidae. The record is from RefSeq and is a predicted model, not a curated record. The transcript has 5 exons.